Molecule: messenger RNA, 933 nt
Organism: Peromyscus maniculatus bairdii (prairie deer mouse)
Lineage: Eukaryota; Metazoa; Chordata; Mammalia; Rodentia; Cricetidae
Product: killer cell lectin-like receptor subfamily B member 1A
Biological process (GO): regulation of natural killer cell mediated cytotoxicity
Cellular component (GO): plasma membrane; cell surface
Molecular function (GO): signaling receptor activity
Source: RefSeq, a predicted model, not a curated record
AUGGUCAAGGUCAUGGACAGUCCCAGAAGUAUCACCAAAGUGAAUGUGGCUGUUGAAGGUGGAAGACUGAGAAGACAGACAUCAAGGUCAGUAACUCCGGAGAAACCCUCAGAGACAAGUGUGGGUGGGUGUGGACACACAGCCGAGUGUUCGCAGCGGACUUCCUUUUUUUGCUCAUUUCAUCUACGUCCCCCAUAUACAAUGGACACAUCAAGGGUCUACCUCAAUUUCAAGGCAUCCAGGACUCCAGGGGCUCAGCAUGCAUCACCACCAUCUCUUCCCCCAGAUGCCUGUCGGUGCCCACGCUCCCAUAGGUUGGCUCUGAAACUCACUUGUGCUGGGCUCAUCCUUCUUGUCUUGACCCUGAUUGGGCUCAGUGUUUUAGUACGAGUCUUGAUACAAAAACCAUCAAUAGAAAAAUGCAGAGUGUAUAUUCAAGAGAACAUGGCUAAACCAACAGAGAGUCCAGCUAUGUUAAAGUGUCCAAAAGACUGGCUUACACACCGAGAUAAAUGCAUACAUUUUUCUCAAAAUGUCAACGUUUGGAAGGAAGGUCUAGUUGACUGUGCUACAAAAGGAGGCACUUUGCUGCUCAUUCAAGACCAAGAAGAACUGAGAUUCAUAAAGGAUUCAGCAAAGGGAAAAGGCGAUUCAUUUUGGAUUGGACUAAAUUACACAUCGACAGACAAGAACUGGAGGUGGAUAAACGGCUCUACUUUGAGUUCUGAUGUAUUACAAAUCUUUGGUGAAGCUAAAGAAAACAGCUGUGCCUCCGUCUCAAAAGACAAAGUGGUUUCUGAGAGCUGUGCUUCAGACAACAACUGGAUCUGCCAAAAGGAACCAAAACCAUGUCUCUGAAACCAUAUGUGAUGACCCCAGACAGUGAAUCACAUCUCCAUUACUUUACCAUCCACACCAGAUCUCUGCACACAG